GGUGGAUCUGGGGAGCUGGGUGCCCCCAUGAACCAGCACUCGCCCUUCCUGGUGCCACCUGCUCCCCCUCCCUGGGCUUCAUGGGUGCAGGGGCUCCAGGCAGACUGGCAGCUGGGAGCCUGAAUGCCUGGGUUCUCACCCAGAUGAGGGGAGAAGUGGAGCUGGUGGGUUAGAGCAAGGGGAAAUGGGGCCCUGGACACCUGGGUUGUCCCCCAGCUUGGGGGGGCGGGCCACUAGUGGGUUAGAGCAGUGGGGAUUGGAAGCCAGGACACUGGGGUUCCCCCCAGCUCUGGGAGCGGAGUGAUGCCCACUGGCACCCCAGAGGGACUGAUGAUUUAGGUUGAAUCCAGGCUCUGAGGUGUGCUGGGGGAGCCAGUGAGCAUGACUGGGUGUGCACCCUCCCCCUGUGUUAGUGUGAAUCCUUGUAGGAGCUGCAUGUGGGUACAUGUGUAGCCUUUAUGCAGUCGCAUGCUGGCAGCCUGAGCACAAGGCUGCAUGUGGGUGUGUGAGUGUUGCUGGCAAGGGUGAGAGUGAACAGGAGCUCAUGCUGCCUCCCCUCCAUGUGCAGGCAUGUUCUCUGGGGAGGUGAGCAAGGGCCCUGCAAGCAUGAACGGAGGUGAGCAGCAGUGUGCAAGAGCAGGAGCAAGUGCUGCCUAAAUAAUUUGCCUUAGUGCCUGCUCUGGUGUGAUCACAAGUGUACAAGUGUGAUAACAAGUGUGUGAAUGUGUUUAUGAGUCCCCUUGUGAGCACUUGCUCACCUGUCUGUGGCUCUGUGUGAGAGGCAGCACCCGCAUGUAAACACGUGGGGGGUCCACCUUAGUGCCAGCUUCCCUGUCUGUUCAGAGAGUGGUUACCAGUGUUGGUGAGACAUUGCCCCCUAUGUGCUCACGAGGGCAUGAGCCGUGUGUGAGUGUGUUGCACGUGUCUGCCAUGGAGAAGAGCAAACCGGACCUGGAGCUGGGCUCACCUGGGGAAUCCAGCCUAGGGCUGCUGCCCACAGAGCCGCCUGCCCGCCCAGCCUGGAGCAGCAAAGCCCAGUACAUCCUUGCCCAAGUUGGCUUCUCUGUGGGGCUGGGCAAUGUCUGGCGCUUCCCCUACCUCUGCCACCAGAAUGGGGGAGGAGCCUUCCUUCUCCUGUACCUCCUGCUCCUCUUCGUCAUUGGGAUCCCUCUGUUCUUCCUGGAGCUGGCGGCUGGGCAGAGCAUCCGCCAGGGCAGCAUUGGGGUGUGGAAGCACAUCAGUCCCCGCCUUGCUGGCAUUGGCUUUGCUAGCUGCGUGGUGUGCAGCUUUGUGGCGCUCUACUACAAUGUCAUCAUUGCCUGGAGCCUCUUCUACCUUGGCCACUCCUUCCAGUAUCCACUGCCCUGGGAGAGCUGUCCUGAUGUCCCCAACAGCACCCAGAUGGAGCCCGAGUGUGCCCGCAGCUCCCCCACAACAUACUUCUGGUAUCGAGAGGCCCUGGAUGUGUCAGACUCCAUCAGUGAUGGGGGGGGCCUGGACCUCACGCUGACCGGCUGCCUGCUGGGCGCCUGGAGCCUGGUCUGCGUGGCCAUGAUUCGGGGCAUCAAGUCUUCUGGCAAGGUGCUGUACUUCAGCUCGCUCUUCCCUUAUGUGGUGCUGCUCUGCUUCUUGAUCCGGGGGCUCCUGCUGGAUGGGGCGGCUGAUGGCAUCCGCGUCAUGUUCACCCCCAAGCUGUCCAUUUGGGGGGAUGUGCAGGUGUGGCGCCAGGCAGCCACCCAGGUGUUCUUCGCACUGGGCCUGGGCUUCGGCAGCAUCAUUGCCUACUCGAGCUACAACCCGCGGGGCAACGAUUGCCACUGUGAUGCCCUGCUGGUGGCCGCCAUCAACUUCCUCACCUCCGUGCUCGCCACCCUCGUUGUCUUCGCUGUGCUGGGCUUCCGUGCCAACAUCCUCACCCAGACCUGUGUGGUGAGUGUUGUCACCAGGGUCAUGUGUUGUAUGAGGAGACCCCAUCCUGCCCCUUUUUGUGCUGUCACCAGGACUGUGUGUUGCACAAGGAGACCUGCCCCUCCCUGUGCUGUGAACAGGGUCUGUAAUGGAUGGAACACGGAGCAGCUAUCCUGGCUGCUGGGUAACAAGUCCAUCCCAGGCUUGGAGCUGUCUCUGGGGAACCUCUCUGAGUUCUCCCCCUCCACGUACAGCGCCUGGUACCAGGGGAUCCCUGCCGGCCUGGGGAUGAAGUUAAAGGAGUAUGGGAUCAUUGAAUGUCGGGUGGAGGAGGAGAUGAACAAGGGUGUGGAGGGCACUGGCUUGGCUUUCAUCGCCUUCACCGAGACCAUGACCCUGUUCCCGGCCUCCCCAUUCUGGUCCGUCCUCUUCUUCUUCAUGCUGCUGAACCUGGGGCUGAGCACAAUGCUUGGCAACAUGCAAGGCAUCCUCACCCCCUUGAUGGACAACUUUGCCCCCCUGCGCCGGAGACGCACCCUCUUCACAGUGCUGAGCUGCACCCUGGGCUUCCUGCUGGGUCUGGUAUUUGUGCAACACUCAGGCAGCUACUUCGUGGCCAUGUUCGAUGACUACUCAGCCACUCUGCCCCUCGUUGCUGUCGUGGCCUGCGAGGCUGUGGCCGUGGCCUGGGUCUAUGGGGCAGAGAGGUUCCUAUCAGACAUCGAAGACAUGCUGGGCUGGCGUCCCUGGAAGCUCUACAGCUACAUGUGGCGCUAUGGCAGUGUCCUGGCCAUGCUGUGCCUGCUGCUAGCCAGCCUGGUCAACCUGUGCCUGGGGCAUCCCACCUACCAGGCCUGGGACCGGGCAGAGGCGGCCAAGACCAAGCUGCCAUACCCACCCUGGGCCAUGGCAACCCUUGUCUCCCUAAUCGUGGUGGCUGUCCUGCCCAUCCCUGCCCUCUACCUCUGCCAACUGUUGCGGGAGUGGCUGGCACGGAGAGGAGGGUGCCCCAGCCUGGAGGGGACGCUCCCGGUAGCAAACAAGGAAGAGGAGGAAGAGGAGGAGAGCCCAGCUGACCCAGAGCUCCCGGCUAAUGGGUACCUGCCUGUGAAGACCGAGGACCCCCCUGAGGGUGGGGAAGAGGCCAGGGCCACCCUCUUGGGGGGGUCAAACUAACUCAGUGGAGGUUUGGCACAAGGGGGCAGAGGGCAAAGGUCAGAGGUCAUCGGAAGCAGUGUCUUGAUGCAAGUCUCCCAGCCUAUCCAGGCUUGGGGGGGGUCCCCUCACCAUUUGAGGGAGUCACUAUGGGGCUGGUGCCCCAUGGCACAUGCCCUCCCCAAGCAAGGCCUGAUUGCUGGAGAGAGAAGCAUUCCUAUUGGUGAAGCAUCAGAGGACACAAUCUCUGAUUGGCUGGGGAUGCAUGAUGGGGAGACAGCUCUGAUUUGGUGAAGGGAAUGGGACUGCGGCCUCUGAUUGGCGGAGCCUGAAGCUAGAACCAGAGGGGCAAUUAGGGAAAAAUGAAAGGCAGGAGAGCAGUGUUGGAUUGGUGGAUCAAAGGCUAAAGCUUUGGAUGGAUAGACUGAGGGGAUGGAUGCUACCUCCCCAGUCCUAAUGGAUAGGACCCUGGCUGGGGGAAAUGGGCCAGCCUGCCUGGUAGUGUCACCCCCACCAUCCAACUGUCUCCUGUACAUUUGGGAUGGCCAUCUUGCUCUCGCCCCUUGGCAGCAAUUGGGACCGCCAUCUUGUUUGUCUACUAAUGCUUCUUAGGACAGUCAUGUUGUCUUCUUACUGAUGUCACGCAUGCCUUGAUGACCCAGAGGACCCUUCUGUCCGUGGAGGGUGCGGGAGUAGAGGCACUCUCAGAAGCAUGGUGCUAACAUCCCGUUGAAACCACCAGCAAUUCAACCACCUGGGCCUGUCCACCUGCCCGUGCCUCUGGGCAGAAGGUGUCUACCUCUAAGAAACAGACCUGUAUUCACCUUGGGGGAGGUCAUGGCCUUGAAUUCCUGUCAAGGCCAAGACCAAGACAUUUCCAGGACUUGGGGCCAUCUCAGUGUGAGCUGGUGUUGACAAUGGGGGUUGACCAGCAGGCCUGAAAGGUUGGGGCUAUCAUCUCUGCCCCAACAAAAGUCAGUCCUGCUGCCUGUAGUUAAUUGUCUCAUCAGGGUAUUCUAGCUGGGACAAGGAAGGGAGAUUCCUAGUGAACCCAAGAUUGGGGCUGGGAUGGGGCCUUAGUUCCAGAAAGUUUCCUGGAUUAAGAGAGUGGGCUGGUCCACAGAGAGGAGAACAGCCUACUAUUGCUGCUAGCUCGGUGGUGUCCCCUAGCCAUGCCUGGGGCAGCCAACUUGUCUUCCUGUCAGUGCCAUUCUCUCCGAUGAUGCCUCAGGUAGUCAUUUCCCUGGCCUGGAGGUCCCAGCUCCUCCACUUUGGGGGAGAGGCCUGGGCUUUUGCCAUUCCAGGUUUGAGUCCUGGAAUUAUCCUACACAACUUGGUGGGAGCAGGACUCAAACCUGGAAUGGCAAAAGUCCAGGCCUCUCCCCCAAACUGGAGAGGCUGGGAACCUCCCAGCCUUGUCCCACCAGGCUGUGUGGGACAAUUCAGAAUUCAACCCCCCCGCUGCUGAAUACACCUGCUGUGUGAAGGAAUGGCCUCAUGGGGUGGAACUGAAGCAUGGAGAGGAGGUUUCUGGGACCGCAGCUGCUGUCUAUGCUAAUGAUAGCAACAGUAGCAUGAGGCAAGGUCUGGGGGGCUGGAUGGCCCUAUGGCAUUACUGCUCUGACUUCUGUAUUGGCGGGGUUCUUGGAGGCAACUGGACGCCGGGGCUCCAGUUCUAAAGAGAAAGAGCCCCACACCGAUUCUAGUUCUUAUGCCCAAGGAGGGAAAGGGGCAGGAUUUCAUCACUUCCACCUCUUGCUCAUGGGGUGAGCUUGGAGUUGCCCUGAAGAAUGUAGGUACUUGGCACCCCCAAACCUUCAUGUAGUCCAUCUCUCCCUCUGGCCAGUUCUUCACAACUCCACUGCUGCAUGUACCCUUCUCUCAACACUCUCCAGCCCUCACCAAGCUCACUGACCUCAGCCCUUCAAGGUUCGGACUCUCCACUUCUAUCUCCUGGAGCCAGAUUCUACUUGACUACAUAGCAGCAACAAUGCUUUGCGGCACCUGGAAUUCUUAGGGGGCUUUAGAGCACAGGCCGGGGCACCAGGCCCCUGGGUUAAGUUCCCAGGUCUGCCACCAACUCCCUCUAUAGUCACUGGGCAAGUUACUCGGCUGCUCUGGGUCUCAGUUUCUCCCAGCUGUGAAAUAGGAGUAAUGGUGCUUUGCCUGUUCAGAACAGAAGUUGAUCAGGGCAAGACCCAUCUCACCUGCCCUAGUGAAGCAGUGACCUUGCUCUCAGCUCUCAGGGCUGGCCAAUACCUGCCCCUAUGGGGCCUCUGAUCUUUACGGCAGCUUGUAGGUACUAUAAGGGAUGGAGUGUUAUACUUUGUACUGUGCCAUGUAAAUGUAAGCCUGGUCAAGUGGUGCUGGGCCUCAGGACAUCUGGGUUCUUUUCUCAGCUCCACUUCUGACUUUGAGUUAGUCCCCUGUGUGCCUCAGUUUCCCCUACCAGCCAUGGGUAGACUGGCAAGCUGUUGGGGUAGGUACUGACUUUCUCAGCUCCCAACCCAUGCCAUUACCAUCCCCCAUUCCCUCCAUGGACAAAAGGGAGGUGGGGAAUCUCUGCAGUGCCUGGAACAAAAAGGAUGCCUUCAUCUCACCUAGGAGCAUGACUUGGCAGUGCCUUGACCUGGGUCAGGCCAUUUUAGGUGCUAAUGCAAUGCUACUAUUUAAGGAUGCCAAUGGAAGGAGGAAAGGGAGAUAAUGUUACACUUUUGCACUUAGGAGACAGCUGUGUGCGUCACCCAUACAUGUGUGAGUGUAGGUCAUGACUCUCUUUUUACAUUUUGUUCAUGUCUCACUCUGGUCACCCUUGGGAAGGGGACUAGAAUUGACCUUUGCCAAGGAACUGGGUCAAACCCUGGGUAAACUCCCUACCCCCUCCUUGCACUCUGCAGUGACAUUCCACACACGCUUUGCAUCCUGAUCAUCAUGCAAAGCCACAAAUGGGCCCUUGCACGUGGGGGGGAAGGGCUGUGGCUUACUUGUGCGGAUGUGACCUGGGACUCGCAACUCCUUGCGUGUGGGCCUUGUGUCAGUGCCACCAUGACUUGCCUCAUCCCCAUGUGGUCAUGAAAUGUGCAAUGGCCUCGUGGUCACACCUGUGUGUGACUGGUGGCACUGAAGAGGCAUGACACCAGGGAGAAGGGCAUAGAUGUCCUCAUGCCAGCCCUGAUACAAGGGCAUAAGGGGGGGGCCUCUCCCACAGUUUUGUACAAGGCUGGUGUGUGUGUGUGUGUGUUGGGGGAGGGGAGGAAAUGGGGAGCAAGGAACCCCCCCCCCCCUUGUCCUGAUGUUGUGAGCGGGGCCUGAACCCCUGCCCAUGAUUGUCACCCAAUAAAACUAGAUGGAACCUA
Messenger RNA from Alligator mississippiensis (American alligator), 6419 nucleotides. RefSeq names its product solute carrier family 6 member 16 (gene SLC6A16). Lineage: Eukaryota; Metazoa; Chordata; Crocodylia; Alligatoridae. Gene Ontology annotation, cellular component: membrane. The record is from RefSeq and is a predicted model, not a curated record. Gene Ontology annotation, biological process: sodium ion transmembrane transport. The transcript is spliced from 13 exons. The coding region runs from base 880 to 3084 and encodes 734 amino acids.